[Candida] anglica is the source of this 5051-nucleotide messenger RNA. The record is from the annotation of a GenBank genome assembly. NCBI's taxonomy places the organism in Eukaryota, Fungi, Ascomycota, Pichiomycetes, Serinales, Debaryomycetaceae.
AACUCUCCAAAAAAACAGAAAAAACUCAUUAAGGGCAUAAACAAUAUAAUACGAAAUCGUGUUGGAUCGACUGUGUGUAAUGGUAGGACUGAAGCAAAGAGCCAUUGUGCCGUUGAAGCCCAUCGAACCUUCCCAAUUAUGGACUUUUGAAAAUGCCCUUUCCCUUUUGAAAACAUGCAAGGAUCAGUACAUUUUGGAAGCAUUGGAUGAAUUUUUACUCAAUAACAAAUCGGUUUUAUUAAAGCCUUUGCCCUUUACCAAAAAGGAACUGGUGAUUUCUUCGCCAUCCAAAGAAGUGAAACCGGUGAAGGAUCUUUCAUUGAGAAAUGUGUUGUAUUCAGACAUAAACACAACAAACAAUAGUGAUGCCCAUAAGAUCAGUGACUUGGUUUCCUUAGAAUUCGAUGAAGUAUUGAGAACUAUUUCACAGACGUGUAGACGUGUCCCCGAGAGAAGAGUGUGGGAUACAAGCAAAUUGAAAUCUAAAUUACCCGAUGACAGAGAAAGACAAUUGGAAGAAGACCGACUUGUUCUUUACACGAGUGGGAUUCUUAGAGAUAGAAGAGUAGUACUCAAGAUUGUGGCUGAACUUCUUUCUAAUAAGACUAACCACGGAAAGUCUUUGACUGUGCAAAACUUGGGUAAGGAAAUCUUUCUCUCAAAGUCGUAUAUUGAACGAUUGAUAAAUGCAUUACAAGUAUUAACCGAAUCAUUGUCUAGUGGAUCUUAUAAAACUGGGUUAUCCGAUAGAUUAGACCAAGUUAUUUAUAAUGAAACUGUUCUCAUUGUUACUGAACUUAUGAAGGUAUUGGUGGAAAUCCUUUAUCUGACAAAUGAACACUCUAAGAAAACAGUUCAACAAUGGUUUAUAUUCAUGAACUCUAAUAAUUUUAUUCUUUCAUUAGGCCCAUUCAUUGAACAUUCCGAGCCUUUCAUAUUAAUGCAAGCUCUCAGUACAAUUAUUUCAAUUAUAUUAUUGGAUUUGGAUAAUAAUUUUGGUGAUAAUUUUUCCAAUACUGAUAAUUUUAUGAAUGAUGUAUCUAUUUUUAAGAACAUCAACGAUUGUAUUACAAAAAAGACCAAUUCUAACUCGGUUAUUAUGUAUUCUUGGUCCAUCUUGUUAUACAGAAAGUCCGUUAUUAUGAGUGAAUAUAAAACAGAACCAAGUAUUCAGCAAUUUAAUACUAGUUUUGCUAGCCUCGAUCCGUUGAUCAAUAUUCUCAAUUCAAGAUGUCUUGAACUUGAUGUUUUCCAAGAUUUGGUUACUUUGAACAAACACCUUGCGUUCGAUGAAUUGCAUGCUGCAGUAUUAUCCACUGUGAUUAUUGCAGCAAUGCCAUUAAUAAACAUGUCAACCAAGAAUUCUUGCGCCAUAGUUUCAGUUUUAAAAGAAGCUCCACUUCUGACAGUUGAAAAAUUUUUCUCCAAUGAAUCGGCAAUUGAAGCAAUUAUACUUGCAAGAGCCAAGUUUCCAUUGUCUAUCACUCCAUAUUUGAAGCUUGCCUCAAUUAAUGGGAAUUUUGCAUUGAAUGAAUUUAGAAACUUGAAGUCAUAUAUGUCUCUAUUCCAAAGGGAAGAAUUCACUUCUAUCUCACAAAUUGAUGACGAGAAUACUGAUUUGGUGAAACUUACUAAACUAAUUGAUGUAUAUCCGCCAUAUGAAAACAAUAAGAAGUUGUCAUUGUUACUUCAAGAAGAUACAAAGGCCAAGGUUUUACCAUCUGCACACGAGAAUGAGGUUCUUGUAACAUUCUUGUACAAGUACAAUGGAUGGGCAUUUUUAGGUAGAAUUCUUCAAAAUGUUGUCAAGCUGUUCAAUAAUUUUGAAACUGGUAAAGUUGAAUUUAUUAUUACCCUCUUAGAAUUGUUGACACUGGUAGUGAGAGAUAAUGGCAACGAAGAAGAUACAAAGGAAGUUUUAGAAUCUAUGUCAUUAUAUAUUGAUGAUUCUGAUGUUUUAGAAGUUAUUUUCAGACUUUUUGAACAAAAUUUACAUUCACGUAAUAUCGAAGUGUUGGUUGCAGUUUGUAACUUGUUGACUGAAUUAACUCCGAUGUUGUCCCACAGAAUAUGGCCAUCGUUGUCUAAAUCAGCGUUAUUGUCCAGUGAUGGGAAGGAGGGCUUUGCAGCCACCAUAUUCGGAGCAAUUGAAAUGAUCAAUGGUGACUACAGCUUUACUAUAUCAUUAAUUCACUUGGUUAGUUCAUUGAUAGAGAAUUCAAUUUCGCUCGAUGAAGAAUACAACCAAAGAACCAAGAGCAUAUUAUUAACAAGAUGGAUUGACUAUUUGAUAUUAAUCUUCGAAAGUUUUGCUCACUGCAGAUUUAAUAAUGCCUACCAAAAGUUGGAAAUUGGAAGUUUGGUAUUAGAUAUUUUCUCAACAAUUUUAACCGUAGUUUAUUCAGUUGACGAGAAUAGUAAUGCACUGGACAAAGUAACUAAGGUAUUUGCUGAAUCUUCAACCAAUAUUCUCGAUUCCUUUUUAAUUUCUGGACUGGAAGAUUCAAGAAUUUCAUUGCCAUUAUUGUCAAUGAUUGAAUCUAUUGGUGAUAAUUUCAGCUUAUAUGAAGCUAGAGAUUUAUCUGGUUAUUGGUUUGAUAAGUGGGUUCGCGCUUCAUUAUCCUUUUCUCUGUUGAUCAUCUCUAUUAGAUCAAUGUUGAAAAGAUCACCAUCUACUUUCGAAAUUUCUAUUUUCAGCAAACUUCCAAAUUUAGUUGAAGUUUAUUCACUUCAUGAUGAUUUGAGAAAGCCAGUUUUGGAUUUAAUUACAACAUUAACCAAUGCUGACUGGGGUAAAUCGAGUACUCCUUCCCUUUUAUCGCAUUUGGGUCGUGAUCAUUCACAGGUAUUGCUCUCGUCUUUGAUUGCUGACUUGGAAAAUUCAUUUGAUGACUAUAAUAUGAAGAUUAGUUUAUACAAUUUUAUUUGUGCUGUUAUGGAUGGCAAACAAGAGGGUCUCUCGAUGUUGUUCAUCAGCGGAAGAGAUGUUUAUGGAGAAGUCAAUAAAUCUGAGAAUAAAAAGAGCGAAUCAGAAAAGACAACAAAGAAAACUCAACCAUUAUUAAGUGUUUUAAAGAAAAACCUUCGCGAAAUGAAGUAUUAUCCAAACUAUGUUUCUCUUCACUUGGCUGAUGCCAUUUCAUUGGCAUUCAACUCAUGGACCAUUGUGAGAGGAAAUGAUGAUGAUAUUGAAUUCAUUGACAUAUUAAUAUCCAAAUUUCAACAACCACAAAAUGCCAAGGCAACUACUAGUGAAGAAUAUAUUGAAAAAUGUUACGAAUUGAAGCUUCUUGCAAAGAUAGCUGAAAUAUUGUCGCUUUUCGUAUUCACAUCCAAUAACGAAACUUGCAACAAUAAGAUUAUUAAAUUACUUUCCCUGGAAGACUUUAGAUAUGAGUUCUUGAGAAGAUUUGAUACUAUGGGAUACAACCAAACGUUAUCUUCUGAUUUGGAAAGAAAUUUCUUGGAGACUUACUCAUGUGAUAUUUCAAAGUUCUCUAGUUCAUUGGUAAAGAGAAAUUACUUUGAUGAUUCUACUGUUUACAAUCUUUCGUUGAUGGAAAAAAUAUACCUGAAAGAUAUCUCAUGGCCAACCAUUAGAGAACAAGUGAAGGCCUGCAAUGUUAAUAUCCAAUACGUAACUGCACAGAUUGCGGUUGUGAAAUCACAUGGUGCGUUAUUGACAGCCUUUUGUAAGGUAUUUGGACUGAAAUUAACUUCAGAUUGGGUUUUCCUUGCAUCUCAAUUAUUGUUUUUCGAUGUUCUAGUUGAUAUUCCAUCAGAAAUAUUCACACAAGUCUACAGAGAACGUAUUGAAUUAUCUUUCUUUAUGUUGUAUACCAUGUCUAUUAAUCCUGAGAUUAAGGUGGAUACUGAAAAUGUUUUGGAAGUAAUUAGAUUCACUUCACAACUUCUUUCUUCCGCUAGUGUCGAUUUCAUCCAUAGCCUUACAAUGGGUGGAGAUGGAUGCUAUAAAUCAUUAUUACGAAUCUUAUAUCUUUCUAUAAAUAUGAUUAAAGAAGAUACAGAGAUGUUGGUCAAUAAUUUGAGUAUUUUCAGGAAUCUUUUUGAAUUAGUUUUCGCUAGAGGAACUAAAAAUUUACUCGUGGAAUUACAAAAUGAUGUUUAUCUUUCUUGUACUGAUAAGAAAUAUACUCCAACCAACUUGAAUUUAAAGUUUGAAAACCUUACGUUGAUACUCUCUAUUUUAAAGGUAUUUGUGGAAUUAAAGGCGCCAGCAUCAUUACAAGUUGAUAUGGCUUCUAUCGUUAAGCUGCAUGGUACAAUUAAAUCCUUAUUAAAUCUUUACUCUUGUUCUCAUUUGAUCAAAACAAAUGGAGAACUUGUGUUUGCUAAAUUGAGUUUGAUGUUUAUACAAGAACUUCUGGUAGUUGAUACGAUUGCUCAAGAAUUUAUUUCCUCUGGAUUAUAUGUCGUUUUGACUGGUAGUAUCGUAUCUGGACCCAUCCAAGCUGGGAACUUGAGUGUUUCUAACCUGCCUAACACCUACUCCAUUUGGACUAAUGGUUUACUCCCACUUGUCUUAACAUCUUUCGCCAAAAUAGGUCCUGAAAUUUUACCUGAAAUAUGUAUUUUCCUCAGAGCCUUUGGUAAACAAGUUGAGACUUGUAUUCAAAGCUGGUCAAAGGACCUGUCGUCCAUUCAAGUUUCUUCAGCAAUGAUUUGGGAAACUAGACACAUUCUUGAGAUGUACGAAAUGCUUAAGGCUGCAAACAUUACCGAAUUCUUGGGAGAUAAAAAUUCCGAGUUAGAAAUCACUCCUGAGACAGUUGAUAUGGUCCUUCUUCCAGGAUUAGAUUCAGAGGUAAAGAGAGAGGAUUUUAUUGAGAAUAUCAGUAAUCUUUUGAAACAUCCAAAGUUCCUUUCAUCUAGAGUAAUUGCAAGCUCGGUAGAUGAACAGCGUUUGAUCGAAAACUCUGGUUCAUCCUACCUGCAGUUUGUGAAGUCACUCAUUGACGAGAUCCGUGAAUUAAAGGAGUAUUUCCGACAAUAGUUUCCGUCACUACGAUUUAUAGUAUCCGUAGAUAAAU